UAGCUCAAUUUUGUUAUUGCUUAAAGCUUAUCUACAUAUGAGUAUAAAACAAAGUAACGGCGUGGUUUGUUGUAGUUUCUAUUUGGGAACCACAAUCUUCUACAACAAACUCAUAAAACAUGGCGAAGAUUCUUUUGGUAGUUGCGGCUGUUGCCAUUUUCUCAUUGGGUACACCAGUCAAUGGUCAAUGGGAAGAUCGAUGGGGAAGUGGAUUGGGCAGUGUAGUCGGUGGUGUUACUGGAACCAUUACUAACGCUGUUGAGGCUGGUAGCAGCGCUGUUACCAAUGCUGCCAAUGCUACUGCAAAUCUUGGUUCCAACGUUGUUGGUGGAGCCGCCAAUAUAGGUAAUACUGUAGUUGGUGGUGUGGUCAAUACAGGUAACACUGUAGUCGGCGGAGCAAUCAAUAUGGGAACUAAUGUCAUUGGCGAUGUGGUUAAUGUAGGUACCAAUGUAAUUGGUGGUGCAAUCAAUACAGGAACCAAUGUCGUUGGUGGUGCAAUCAACACAGGAACCAACGUCAUCGGUGGUGCGGUCAAUACAGGUACUAGCAUCAUAGGAGGUACCAUUGGAGGAAUUACCAACAUUGUUGGUGGUUUGACUGGCAAUUUCAUGUCCAUAAUGAUCAGAGCACUUAUUAAUAGUAUAAUCACUGCAAUGAGAGUUUUCUUCAGCAUGAUUGGUACUCAAGCAUUAGUCAUUGGUGCUGCUAUUAUGGUCGGUCUGACAUACCUUUUGUUCUUCUAAAUGUUUUAAUACCUAGGCUUAACAAGCUGUAAAACUUACAUCAACAAUAAAUAUCAAUUAAUUUAUGGGA
Messenger RNA from Dalotia coriaria, 816 nucleotides. Its product is annotated as perilipin-4-like. The coding region runs from base 120 to 746 and encodes 208 amino acids. Lineage: Eukaryota; Metazoa; Arthropoda; Insecta; Coleoptera; Staphylinidae. The transcript is spliced from 2 exons. The record is from RefSeq and is a predicted model, not a curated record.